Messenger RNA from Exophiala viscosa, 1050 nucleotides. Its product is annotated as alcohol dehydrogenase. The record is from RefSeq and is a predicted model, not a curated record. Lineage: Eukaryota; Fungi; Ascomycota; Eurotiomycetes; Chaetothyriales; Herpotrichiellaceae. The coding region runs from base 1 to 1050 and encodes 349 amino acids. Gene Ontology annotation, molecular function: oxidoreductase activity; zinc ion binding. The transcript is spliced from 5 exons.
AUGGGUUCCUCAGAGCUUCCUACCAAGAUGAAGGCGUUGAAGUACGAUGAGCCAGAGAAGUUCAGUGUUGUCGAGGUGCCCCUUCCUACGCUGCGUGAGCACGAUGUCUUGGUCAAGGUCAAGGCCUGCGGUGUGUGCGGUACUGAUAUCCAUAUCCACGAGGGUGAAUUUUUGGCCAAGUUCCCAUUGAUCCCCGGCCACGAGACUGUUGGCGUUAUUGCCGACAUUGGAUCCAAGGUCAAGGGCUUCAAGGUCGGCGACCGAGUCUGUGCCGACAACUCCGAGCUUUGCGGAGAAUGCUUCUACUGCCGUCGUGGUGAGGAGCUUCUCUGUGAAGACUUCCAAGCCCACGGUGUCACCAUGGACGGUGGCUUCGCCGAGUACUGCGCCUACCCAGCAAAGAGAGUGUUCCCAUUCAAGAACCUCUCUGACGUCGAUGCCACUCUCCUCGAGCCUGCUUCUUGCGCCGCCCACGGUUUGGACAAGAUUGCCCCCAAGAUGGGUUCGCGGGUGCUCAUGUUCGGUGCGGGACCUACGGGUCUCGUGUUGACUCAACUGCUCCGCCAGAACGGUGGUUGCCACGUUGUCAUUGCUGCACCAGAAGGUCUCAAGAUGGAACUGGCCAAGUCCCUAGACGCUGCGGAUGAGUACGUUGAGCUCUCGCGAAAGGACCCAAGCGCGCAGUUUGAGAAGCUGAAGUCAGAGAACCCAUACGGGUUCGACAUCGUUGUUGAGGCCACGGGUAGCGUCAAGAUCCUUGAGGAUGCCAUCAACUACGUCCGAAGAGGUGGAAAGCUCGUUGUGUACGGUGUGUAUGGCAACAAGGACCGUGUCACAUGGCCACCCAGCAAGAUCUUUGGUGACGAGAUCACCAUCCUUGGUUCUUUCUCCGAGACCUACAAAUUCCCUGCCGCCAUCGACUAUCUCGACAGCGGAAAGGUCAAGGUCAAGGGUAUUGUCAACAAGACUUUCAAGUUGGAGCAAUGGGCUGAGUGUCUCGAGGCCAUGAAGAACAAGAGUGCCAUCAAGGCUGCGAUUGUGUUCGACUAG